ACUUGGAGGCACCUCUCUUAUAAAUGCUAAUGUUGCUCUUGAAGCUGAUGAACGUGUUUGGAAAAUGCCUAUUUGGCCUGAUGAAAUUAAAAAUGAUAUGGAAGGUAUAAAAAUGGGUUAUGCGCGAGCCAAAGAGAUGCUUCAACCAGUUCCAUAUCCAAAACACUUUCCUGAACUUCCUAAGCUUAAGGUUUUGGAAGAACAAGCGAGAAGGCUGGGACCAGAAUAUAUUGAAAAUUUUUAUAGACCACCAAUUACUGUAACAUUUGAAAAUCGCGUCAAUGCUGCUGGUGUUAGACAGUUAAAAUCUACACUUACAGGGAACGAUACCACUGGU
Messenger RNA from Dentiscutata heterogama, 337 nucleotides. The record is from the annotation of a GenBank genome assembly. NCBI's taxonomy places the organism in Eukaryota, Fungi, Glomeromycota, Glomeromycetes, Diversisporales, Gigasporaceae.